AUGUCUGACCAGCCACAGACCAAGCGGGUGGCCCAGUCGUCUGCUGCCCAGGAUCAAGAGUCCGGUGCUCGACAAGGUGAUCCUAAAGACAGCACCGACAGCCAGGCUGUCCUGUCUGAUGAUAUAGAUGUCCCUUCUGUCAAAGACCCCAUUUCUGACAGCAAGCCCAACCAAGGGAGCGCCGGUUCCAACGCCGCCCCUGACCUAGGUUCAUCGGAGGAAUCUGAGAAGAUCAUCUCAGAAAUGCCUCUAUUAUCAGGGGAGGAUACUACCACGCUCAUGCUCUCCAACGAUGACUGGAAAUAUAUUCACGAGACCGACUACUUCAAGUUCUCAUCGGAUAGCUCCGCGAACGAGCGUCGGUUGGACUAUGCCACCUCAGAAAGAAACAUCGAAGGUGCGGAGUGGGACUCCUUGUGCAAGGCUGUGGGCUGGAUUAGCUUCAACAUGAAUAGCGUCAAGUGGGAGGACCUCAGCCAGCGGUCGCAAGACUACAUCUCGUCAUGGGCGAACCAGCCGCAGAAGUACAUCGGGCGCGAACACGGUCGUGAGCUCGAGAAGGCGUGGGUCUGGAAUAUCCUUUGGGAUCACCUGUUCUCGCCGGACUGUGCUGAACGAUGGCAUGGGGAGCCUUGGGCUUCGUACGGCCGUGUCCUGAGAGACCUGGAGGGACACCUCGAGAGGGACGACAACUGCUUGGCGCGCACAUUUCAGACGUGGCGUACGCUGUCGAUGCGCAUGCUCUACCCGCUCCACGGAGUCCACUCGGACGUGCAACGGCUCGUUGCGGUCCUGAAGCGCGAGCUGAGCGAGGUGCUGCCUGUGCCCCUACGCCCCACAGUCGCCGGAAAGCUCCAGGGAGUCGCCCAUUUGGCGGUGAGAGUUGACCUGAUCUUACAGGUGCAGAGGUACCGGUCGGUGAUGCACAUGGGACUCCCCACCACCGGCCAGCGGUUCGGGUUCGCCUACAGCAGCCACGGCUUGGAGAUAGGGCUGAAGGAUGUGGAGGAGGAAAGGCCUGUGCAGUUCCCGUCGGCUCCCCUCAUGGUGGCGACCCCUUCCUUGCUGGAACCCCACGAGCUGCGCGGCCGGAAUGUCGACUUUGUGUGCCAGCCGGGCGUCCGGUUUUAUGGUCGCGUUCUCUCAAGAUCGGCCGAGAACAGGUUCCUGCCGAAUGAGGAAUUGUGGCACUGCUUCGACAAGCUGCGCUGCAGGUACACCAUGAAGGUCUGUGUGGACGAUGGCAGUCCCGACAAGGGUGGCAAGGACGAGCAGCUUGACGAGGCUGACGGCGGCGAUGGUGGCAAGGACGAACAGCUUGAUGAAGCUGCCGGCGGCAGCGGCGGCGGUGACGACGACGACGGCAACGACGUCGGCGAAGGCACGAGCGCGAGCGCGAGCGCGAGCGAAGGUGGAACACCAGGCCGUGACGACAUUGACAAGGGCGCGGAGAUUGCGGCUGCAGAGUAA
Thyridium curvatum is the source of this 1470-nucleotide messenger RNA. RefSeq lists its product as uncharacterized. The coding region runs from base 1 to 1470 and encodes 489 amino acids. The record is from RefSeq and is a predicted model, not a curated record. NCBI's taxonomy places the organism in Eukaryota, Fungi, Ascomycota, Sordariomycetes, Thyridiales, Thyridiaceae. The transcript has 2 exons.